This is a messenger RNA of Diaporthe citri, 1365 nucleotides long. RefSeq lists its product as uncharacterized. Lineage: Eukaryota; Fungi; Ascomycota; Sordariomycetes; Diaporthales; Diaporthaceae. The record is from RefSeq and is a predicted model, not a curated record. Gene Ontology annotation, biological process: regulation of DNA-templated transcription. The transcript is spliced from 2 exons. Gene Ontology annotation, molecular function: DNA-binding transcription factor activity, RNA polymerase II-specific; zinc ion binding. The coding region runs from base 1 to 1365 and encodes 454 amino acids.
AUGACUGUCCCUCUACCUACUCCGUCGAACCCCAAGGCCGAUGCCGCCGCGGUGCGGAAACGAAGAAGACGUGCUCCUGCUGGUGGUGCCGCCGAUGACUGCUUCACCUGUACCAAGAGGAGCGUCAAGUGCGACCGGAGGAGGCCGUACUGCUCGCAGUGCUUGGAAGUGGGCAACGAGUGCUCCGGUUACAAGACUCAAUUGACCUGGGGAGUGGGCGUGGCGAGCCGGGGGAAGCUUCGCGGGCUCUCGCUGCCAGUGGCCAAGUCGCCUCCUGUCAACCCAGUCAAGAAGGGUUCACCCUCGCGGGCUCGCGCAAAUUCGACUUUGAUGAACGGGCAAGAACACGGCCUCGCCGCAAAUGCUGGCCACUGGAACGAGCCAGAGGAGCUGUCACCACGAAGUACCCGAAGCGAUCUUGUCGAUGGCCCGGUGGACCCCCGUUAUCCGGCUUCCAUGCCUGCAACACCAUUUCACAGCUACGAUUUCUCCAAGAUCUGUCACGCCGAGCCAACGCCGCCUUUACCAGCAGGUCCUGCCCAUUGGCACAACAUGCCAUUCUCGGCAAGCCUGCCUAGAGACGGACCCCGAUUUCCCAAGUUGGGUCCCAUUUUGACACAUGGUCCUCCUGAACCGCUCUCUGCCUCGAUUGAUUCCUUGAGCGAGGCCGACUACUUGUCGCCCCUCAGUCACACUUUUUCCAGGGACGAUCUGCCUUUCGUCACCAGCCCGCCGCACAUGUACGCCGAGAGCUACAACAGCGCCAACUCGCCUAUCCCCCAGAGCCCAAUAUCGUCUGUGAUGAUGGAUCACCAGCAUCAUCGGGCGCCUACAUCAUGUCCUAGCCUUGUGUAUGCUCCAUCCGAGCCAAGUUCAAGCCUCCACUCGCACAUGGAUGGUUUUGAGGCUCAUAUAAGCAAUCGUCUGAUGGAGUACGAACCACUUGCAACCCCUGGGUUGGAUGCGUACAGCACCAGCGCUCAAUCGGAUAGGCAUUUCUGGGGGAAGUCGUCAGAGGAGGAUGGUGCGUCCUCUCAGGUUGUCCAGGAUCCUUCACUCCCCUGGCCGUCAGUGCUCGAUCAGCCAAUUCUCCCAGUGAGCCCUGAUCUUAUCGCCAAAAUGCCAUUUUUUAUGGACUAUUAUGAAAACACCAUGUGCCCGGGCAUGGUGUUCAUUGAUGGACCUUCGAACCCCUUCCGGGAACACAUUCUUUCGCUUGCCACUUCCAGUCGAAGCCUACAGCACGCCAUCUGUGCGCUUGCCGCUUGCAAUCUACGGAUGAAGAGGAAGCUGAGCCUUGCUCAUGGACAGGAUGGGAAGCGUCAGAGCUUACCCGGUCCUGUUCCGGAUCUUCGAACCCGAUGA